AUGCCAGCAGUAAAUGUUGAUGUUUCAAAGCUAAAGGUGCCUGACCACAUAAAUUUAGCAGACCCAACCUUUUUCAAAUCAAGCAAAAUCGAAAUUUUGAUAGGAGCAGACAUAUUCUGGGAGGUCAUCUGUGCUGGGCAGAUACCUUUAGGCCGAAACAACCCCAUACUGCAAAAAACUCAAUUCGGUUGGAUAGUAUCCGGUCCAAUCGGCGUAAAAUCUAGUUCGGUCGCAUGCAACUUUAUACAAAAUGACAAUGUCGAUACGGAUAUUCAAAAAUGUUUGACUAAGUUUUGGGAAGUGAAAGAAACACCCUUAAAGUUACCAAGGUCGAAUGAGGAAAAUGCGUGUGAAGAACAUUUUAAGCGAUACACUAAACAAGAUAAAGACGGGCGUUUUGUAGUAACGUUACCGUUUAAGGAGAAUCCUGAAAAACUAGGAAGCUCACGGGAAAUAGCAAUAAAGCGAUUCAUGUCUUUAGAACGCAAAUUAGAAGGGGACGCACGCUUGAAAAAAUUAUAUGACGAUUUUAUGCGCGAAUACGAGGAUUUAAACCAUAUGAGUAGGAUACAGGAUACCGAAACUGACAAAAGUUCCUACUAUAUGCCUCACCAUGGAGUUAUAAAAAAUGAUAGCUUGACAAUGAAGCUUAGAGUCGUUUUUGACGCGUCGUCGCCAACUUCUUCCGGAUUAUCGCUUAAUAACUUACAAUAUGUCGGUCCCACCCUUCAACAAACUCUUUUUUCUAUUUUGUUAAGAUUUAGGCAACAUGAAUUGGUAGUAAGCGCGGACAUUACAAAGAUGUAUCGCCAGAUUCUAAUAGAGCCCGAGCAACACCGGUUUCAGCGGAUUUUAUGGAGACAAAAGCCGAGUGAUACGUUAACUACAUACGAAUUAAAAACCGUAACGUACGGUACAACAGCGGCAUCAUAA
Messenger RNA from Diorhabda carinulata, 933 nucleotides. RefSeq lists its product as uncharacterized. The record is from RefSeq and is a predicted model, not a curated record. The transcript has a single exon. Bases 1 to 933 code for a protein of 310 amino acids. NCBI's taxonomy places the organism in Eukaryota, Metazoa, Arthropoda, Insecta, Coleoptera, Chrysomelidae.